GGAGGGGGGGGGCUCACCUGAUCCUGCUCGAAGCUGAUUGGUGGAGGAAUUCUGAGGCAUUGGUUUCUUAUGUUCUCUCUGAUUGGGAGAAGCAGGCAGGGUGGGUGGGGCCAUGGUCACAUGGUGCAGCUGUUCAGCCCUGAUAGGUUUGUUUGUCAUAGACAGCAGGCUUGGGUGACGCCUAAGAUUUUUCUUCUGCUGAUACCAUAUGGUUGCUUGAUUUUUGUUUUUCAUUGCGGGUGCUCUGAAGUUCAGGAUUUCCCUUCAACGUGCCGGUAGUUAAUUUUCUGCCUCAACACCCCCGACACACAUACACAGACACGCACCCAAAAGCAGUACCCGCUCCACCACUGUCACAGAGACAUUUGAUGUUAUACACAAGGCAAGAUAUUAAAUUGCAGUAAUUGCACAUUAAAAAUUUAAAAUUUUACAAAAAAAAAAAAAAAAAAAUACACUGAAAUUUCUUGCGGGUGCUGAGGAGAUGCCCCCCCCAAGCCCCUCCCUGGUGUCACUCCUUGCAGCGAGUUUUUGUUUGUGUAUUGCUUUGCUCCUGGAGGUGCGUUGUUUCAGUAAAACUCAUGCCACAUGAUGGGUUGCCCUUGAACUGUGGAAUGUGUGUGUGUGUGUGUGUGUGUGUGUGGGGGGUAUGUUUCCCUCUCAGAAAGUACUAUUGAUCAUAGUCCCAAAAAUAUCCUGCCCUUUGCAUUAGGUUGUUUAGUGAUUGUCCUUCAUAGGCUGGUGCUGAUCUGUUCAAGCUGCGUAGUGGCUCUAUCAGAGGAUGUGGCUGGCUAUACACUGGCACUGCAAGGACUCAUGGUUCACCUUGCAGAAGCACUCUUACUUUUCCUAGCACCGCCUACCUGGAUAUCUGCUGUGCCAAGUAGAGGCUGUGGUGGUCUGUCAAUUAUAAUACUUUAUUCAUCCCCUUGGGGAAAUUCUCAUUUCACCUGCUCCAUCUUGUUAUCUGUGACACACUGAUGUGGCUGUUCUGUCGAGGCUGGGCUCAAGCCGGCGACCUUCCCAUCACAGGCACAGAGAUUCAGCUCACUGAGCUACACGCUGCCCCCCAAAGGCCCUCCAGCGGUUGGCCAUGCAGUAUCAGAAGAAAGACAGAAUAAAAGGAGACUCUGCAAGCUCUUGUGGCGUGUUUGCAGUGUGGCGCUCUCUGGUGGAGGCGACAGCGCGUUGCGGGGCAGCACGUGUUAGCGCCGCGGAGGGAUACCGCUCGCUGACAGCCGAGGUGAUGAAGACGCUUCGGGUUUCCCAGGAUCAGCGGGCCAAGCGGGGCCUGGAGCAGCUACAGCGGGUCCAGGCUGAGCUUGUGGAGGCAGUGCGUGAGCUGAAUAAGGCCCAGAAGCGUUACUGGCAGAUGGGCCGCAUCACCGAUGUGGCCAGGGGCAAAGCAGCCGACGCCCAGGCCAGACCCAAAAAGAGUGAUCAUGGGAUCUUCCCCUUCAGGACUGGAGUACAGAAGAUGAGUGCAAAGCUCCAGGCACGCCUGACCGACUGCCACCGCCGCCUGACAGAGGUGCGCAACGAGACCCUCCUGGCCCUGGCAGCCGUCCACGCGCACCAGCGGUACUAUGGCUGUGUGGAGCUCCCCGCCAUCAUGAGAGACAUGGACGCUGACUUGUUUGACCAGCUUCGAGAGCAGUUCACCCUGCUGUGCAGCAAAGAGAUCGACACCUGUGACCUGGCACAGAGCGAGUUCGCCAGGAUCCAGAUGGAUGCCAGCCAGGUGACCCGCGAGGAGGAGCUCCAGAUUUUCCUGCGAGAGAGCCCGACCUUCAGCCGCCCGUGGGAGGUCCACUUCCAGGCGGUGCCCGGCGACGAGGUGAGUACCCUGCAGCCCCUGAGCACCUCGACGGGAGACGGCAGCUGCUUGGACAAGGAGGCACAGAAAUGGGCCGCCAAGGCUGCGAAAGACUACAAGAUCAUAGCUCAUGGGGAGAGGGUCCUGCAGACCUUGGAAAGGCGGCGGCCCCAACUUAAGGAGGACGAGGCAGAGGCUGGGGUGGAGCGGAAGAUGGAAGAAGUGAAGGAGAGUGUGAGGAAAGCUCGGGUGAGUCGCGUCAAAGCGGAGGCCCGGCUGGCCCUGCUCACGCAGGCGGGCGUGGACGUGGAGGCUGUGGUAAGGAGCGCCAUGAGCCAGGCCGAGGAGGAGCUGGAGAUGGAGAGGAGGCUCAGCGAGGCCCGCAGGUCCAGUGGGGAGCCCGCCGCAGAGGAGGAUGAUUUUGAGUUCACAGACUUUGAGGAUUACGAUGAGAGCGGCGACGCCUUCUCGGACUGGGGGGCUGACGCCGCCCCCUGCAGCUUCCCCAUUUCCUGCAGGGUACUUUACACGUACCAGGCCUCCCAGGCGGACGAGCUGUCGAUCACAGAGGGGGAGGAGCUACAGGUCAUUGAGGACGGUGACGUGGAGGACUGGCUGAAGGCACGCAACGCGGCUGGCCAAGAAGGUUACGUACCAGAAAGAUACCUGCAGUGGCCAGCAGAGGGUUCUGUCUCGAGUCUUUUGCCAAAGAACCUUCAGCUGGACUCGUCCACCAGCAGCUGUGAAUCAUCCCCCAGUCUCCCCUGGAGGCAGCAGGAGGAGUCCCUGCACUCUGGGGGGAUGGUGCGAGCACUGUACGACUACCACGGGCAGAGUGUGGAAGAGCUCUCCUUCCAGGAGGGGGCGCUCAUCCGACUCCGGCGCUGUCGUCACGGCGAUGUUGACGACGGGUUCUGGGAAGGGGAGCUGGACGGCCGCGUGGGGGUCUUCCCGUCGCUGAUGGUGGAGCUGCUGGGGGAGGGCGCGGAAGAGGAGGAUGAUGGAGAGGAUGAGUGCUCAGCUGUUGCUACGCUUCCCCUGUUCUCUCCUCCGGCCCCUGGGGAGUACACCGAGCGCUGCUCUGCCUCGGCGCCGGGGUCCUGGUCCGCUGACCCGGAGGCCCGCCUGGCUGAAGUGCAUGACCUCCUGACGGAGAACCGAGGAGCAGGUGUCAGCAGUGCCCACAGUUCCCCCGACCUGAACGCUAGGAGGAUCAGGCCGGCCAGGGCACCUCCGCUGCCCCCUGUCCACAGGCAGUACCCCGGACCUUGACCGCCAUGGGGUCGCCAUCCCCCGCCUGGCCGAGACUGACUAGGCUGUGCCGGCUCACAGCAGGCCCCCUCCGCUAUUUCCGGAGCAUUCCCAGAUCUGUGCCACUGAAGCUGAAGUCCCCUGUGCAGGGAAUCUCUCCCAGGUCUCUCCUGUGGGAAUGGCGGCUUGGUUCUGAAGGAGACCCCAUCCCCACCACCCAUGGCACAGCAGUAUGGGAGGAUCUGCUGAACACCGGCAUCGGUCUGUUAACCUGGCCACCAGCGGCAGAGAAGCCUGUCUUGACCUCAGGAGCUUGUACCUCUGAGUGCUGUGUGUUUCAGGGUAAAGCGUUUCCAGGCUAAAGCCAUAUUGCGUUAUUAACAUUUGUUUAAUUUUUAAGUAAUGUAAAGGGACGUCCAUGUUUUUAUUGUAAACUGUAAAAUGUAAGAUUAUUAAAACUUACAACGUAUCUAAAUUUA
Molecule: messenger RNA, 3543 nt
Organism: Brienomyrus brachyistius
Lineage: Eukaryota; Metazoa; Chordata; Actinopteri; Osteoglossiformes; Mormyridae
Product: F-BAR and double SH3 domains protein 1-like
Exons: 18
Coding region: 1091-3085 (664 amino acids)
Biological process (GO): neuromuscular synaptic transmission; regulation of actin filament polymerization
Cellular component (GO): recycling endosome; neuromuscular junction
Molecular function (GO): protein binding
Source: RefSeq, a predicted model, not a curated record